UUUCUAAAAAUAAAUCGACCAAAAUAUACAAGUUCAGGGCAAACAACGUGAUUUCUUAAUCUGUAGGUUUGUUACCACAUGCUGUGAUAUCUCCGAGCUGUUCACAUACUCCGGUUUUGUUUUAUUAAACUGUUUAAAUUUAUUAGGCUUGGAAUGUUGUGUUAUUGAAAUAUUCUCAUUUAUUUAGUACGAGUAGUGAUUUUAGUGAGAAUUAGAGACGAGUUACUACUCAUAGUUUUUUAAUUCCUCUGUGCAUACAAAUUAGAAAUGAAACAUAUUAAAAAUACGUUGGAAUCUGAUGGGUAUGUCAUCCUAGAAGGUUUCUUAACUGAAAAGGAAAUAGAAGAAUUAAAACAAGAGACCAACAAAUUAAUACAGGAAAUGCCAGAACAGUCGCAAAGAACGGUUUUUAAUACGAUAACUGCCCAACAGAAUAGAGACAAAUACUUUCUGGAAAGUUCGGAUAAAAUCAGAUAUUUUUACGAAACAGGGGCACUUGAUCCUGAGGGAAAACUUCUGGUAGAUCCCAAUAUAGCCUUAAAUAAAAUAGGGCAUGCACUUCACGAGCUUAAUCCCGUAUUUAGGAAACUCAGUUUCAGUGAGAAAGUCAAAGAGAUUGCUUUUCAGUUAGGUUUUGAAGACCCAGCCAUACCACAGAGCAUGUAUAUUUUUAAAAAUCCUGGAAUCGGAGGUGAAGUCAUUCCGCAUCAGGACGCUUGGUACCUUUAUACAGAGCCCAAACAUGUCGUGGGUUUUUGGUUCGCCUUAGAAGAUGCCACAAUCGAAAACGGUUGCCUUUGGUUUUCGAAAGGAUCACAUAAAGGAGGAGUUCAUAGACGUUGCAUUAGAAAUCCAGAUAAGUCUUCUGAUGAGCUAUUGAUUUACACUGCGCCCGCGCCUACUUAUCAGAAGAGUCAUUUCACUGCUGCACCGGUUCCGAAAGGAACUCUAAUACUUAUACACGGCCAAGUGGUGCAUUUCAGUGAAGUUAACAAAUCUGAGAAGCCUCGACCGGCCUAUACUUUCCACGUAAUAGAACAAAAAGAUAACAAAUACUCUGAAGAGAAUUGGCUUCAGCUUCCAGAAGGUCGUCAGUUUUUAAGUCUUUAUAAAACCAACUGAUAUUCAGCAAACAUUCAUGAAACAUGUACCUUUAAAAGAAUUUAUUUUAUUUACAGGAUUUUCGAACGUUAUAAAAUAUAUUUUUUUAUCAGAAAACUA
Messenger RNA from Anthonomus grandis grandis, 1221 nucleotides. RefSeq names its product phytanoyl-CoA dioxygenase domain-containing protein 1 homolog (gene Phyhd1). NCBI's taxonomy places the organism in Eukaryota, Metazoa, Arthropoda, Insecta, Coleoptera, Curculionidae. The record is from RefSeq and is a predicted model, not a curated record. The coding region runs from base 268 to 1122 and encodes 284 amino acids. The transcript has 5 exons.